AUGGCCGGUCAGUCUGCUGAAGGUGAGCAGUGCGCGCUCGUGCGGCUCAGCGACAACUACGUGGCCGAGGUGCUGGAAGAUGGCAAGCAGGCGCGGGUCGUGCGCGCUCGCCUGCGCAUCCAGCGCGUGGUGCCCGAGGACGAGGGCCAGUACAGCUGCGUGGCCUUCAACAGCCUCGGCAGAGCCACCACGCAGGCAUGCCUCGUCGUCGACGUCCCCGAGGAGAAGGAGAACCUGGUGUCGGGCCAGCUCGACAGGCCCAACAACCUCCAGUCCGCCGGCUCCACACCCCGGUCCACCCCGAAGUCGACGCCCAGGUCCACCCCGUCGCGCAGCGCCUCGCCGUACAUCCCUAGAGGCGGCCUGCGCGAGGUGGCACCCUCGGCGCCCAGCCUGGACCGGCCGCGGCGCACCCGGCCCGCGCCGCCCCGCUUCUACGCCGUGCCGCACAACCGCGUGGCCGAGCAGGGCGAGACGGUGCGCUUCCAGUGCGCGGUGGCGGGCCACCCGCAGCCCUGGGCGCGCUGGGACAAGGACGGCGUGUCGUGCGCCGCCACGGCCAGGGUGACCGUCAGCGAGCGCGACGACGUCCGCGUGCUCGAGGUGCGCGGCGUGACCCCGGAGGACGCCGGUAUCUACCGCGUCGUCAUCGAGAACGACUACGGCCGCGUGGAGGCCACGGCCAGGCUCGAGGUCAUCGGUCACCGCGGCCUCCCGGUCCGGCCCGAGCCCCUGCGCGCCUGGGGCUCCUCGCCGGCCAGGACUUCCCCCGCCUUCGGGCGGCGCCCCGCCAGCCAGGUGUCCAGAGCGGGCGGGGAGGCGACCCUCUCGUGCGACCUGGACGGCUCGCCGGCCCCCGUCACCAACUGGUACAAGGACGGCGACCUGGUGCUGCGCGGAUCGCGCGCGACGCCGUCCUGGGACGGCCGGGUGAGCCGCCUCACGCUGCGCGAGCUGCGCGCCGCGGACGCGGGCGUCUACAUCUGCGUGGCCUCCAACGAGGCGGGCGAGACGCGCUGCUCCGCGCAGCUCCUCGUCCUGGACCAGGGCGACCCCAGCGACGCGGACCGGCGGCCACCCGUCUUCGUCAAGGGCAUCCCCAGGCACACGGACGCCCACGAGGGCAAGGCGCUGGAGCUGCAGGUUGAACUCAGAGGUUCCGCACCUUUCCAGGUGGUCUGGCUCAAGAACGGCGUGGAGCUGCCGGACUGCAGCGACUUCAGGCAGGUGUCGCUCGGGGAGGGCCGCUUCGCGCUCGUCAUGCCGGACAUGUUCCCCGAGGACACGGCGACGUACGCGUGCGAGGCCUUCAACGGCCACGGCGAGGCGCGGACGCACGGCACCGUCACCGUCACAGACGGAGUGCCGCGCGUGGCUGCCGUCGCGGGGGUCGCGGCCACCUGGACCAAGACGCCGCUGGGCGUGAUGGCCACCCCGGGGACGUCGGCGUCCUUCUGCGCGCGCCUCAGCGACCCGAUGCAACGGCCCCGGACGGUGACCUGGAGCGUCGCCGGACGCGCCGUCGCCUCGGACAACGUCAAGUACCAGGUGGUCGAGGACGGCGACGAGCUGCUGCUGCACGUGCGGCGCGUGGCCGCCGAGGACGGCGGCGCCGUGCAGUGCCGCGUGCACGCGUGCGGCUCUCGCGCCAGCUCCGGCUCGUGCACGCCGUGCGGCGCGGCCUGCUUCGACCUCUCGUGCACGGCGGACCUCAUCGUGCUGGGAGACGAGCCCCGCGACGCCAGGGCAGCCAGCCUCGACAGGGCCGUCAACGGUUCCGAGCGCGGCCCAGCCUGCGGCCUGGAGCGGCCGGCCGUCCUGCUGAGAGGGCCCUCCGACACCACGGCGCUCCGCGGCGAGAAGGUGCAGCUCACGGCCCUGUACGCCGGCGAGCCGGAGCCCGCCGUGCGCUGGCUCAGGGCGGGCCGCGAGCUGGUGGAGGAUGACCGCACCUCCAUCCGCACGGCGGGUGGCGUGUCGUGCCUGGCGCUGCAGCCCGUGUCUGCGGACCACGCCGGCAAGUACGUCGUCAGCGUCGAGAACAUCUACGGGGCGGACCAUCACUACGCGUCCGUGGCCGUCGAAGGUCCCCCGGACCCCCCGGCCGGCAGGCCGCUGGCCACCGCCGACCCCGCUGGCGGGCUGUGCGCCGUGCUCACCUGGUCGUCGCCCCCCUACGACGGCGGCCGCUGCGUCGACGGCUACCUGGUGGAGGGCCGGACGGAGAGCGAGACCGAGUGGAGGGCCGUGGCGGAGAGGUGAGUGUACAGUACGAGCAAAU
Messenger RNA from Frankliniella occidentalis (western flower thrips), 2281 nucleotides. RefSeq names its product myosin light chain kinase, smooth muscle-like. The record is from RefSeq and is a predicted model, not a curated record. The transcript has 12 exons. NCBI's taxonomy places the organism in Eukaryota, Metazoa, Arthropoda, Insecta, Thysanoptera, Thripidae. Gene Ontology annotation, biological process: homophilic cell-cell adhesion. The coding region runs from base 1 to 2262 and encodes 753 amino acids. Gene Ontology annotation, molecular function: protein binding. Gene Ontology annotation, cellular component: plasma membrane.